AAAAAUCGUUACGUGUUAUGAUAUACCCAAUGUACAAAAAAAUCGUUCCACUCUUCCAUAGUUUCUGAGAAACGAUUUGCUUUGUUGUUUUGUUUUUAUUAUAGAAAUAUCAACAAUAAAGAAGUAAUAAUGCGACGAAUCGUCGCGCUAUAUACGCAUCUUUUGGUAUUGGAUAGUUAUUAAACGCUUCAAAUUUAUUGUCAUCUGGCAUUAUUCCUUAAUCAGUCAACCUAUGCCCAAGAAUGCGACGAAUCGUCGCGCUAUAUACGCAUCUUUUGGUAUUGGAUAGUUAUUAAACGCUUCAAAUUUAUUGUCAUCUGGCAUUAUUCCUUAAUCAGUCAACCUAUGCCCAAGGUAUAAGGGUGGUCGGACACCUAUUAGGUCCAGUGAACGGCGACGUCCUCAAAGUGUUUCAUCAACAUCGACUCUAUCACCGAGAGUUGUGUUGUCGAGAUUGGAACCCAGAGAGUUUGAACGUCUACGAUUAUCCUACAAAGUUGCAAUUGACCAAAGAAGAUCUAGAAGCUGCCGUGGUAUGAACAUGGGUCAAAAAAUUAGUGGUGGAGUCAAAACAGUCAGUCGUAAUGAUUCACAGUCAACCUUUAAACCAAUUAUACCAAGAGAGUUACAAGCUGAUUUUGUCAAACCAGCGCGCAUCGAUAUUUUGCUUGAUAUGCCUCCGGCGACUAGAGAUUUACAGCUCAAGCAUUCGUGGAAUUCAGAAGAUAGGUCGCUUAACAUUUUUGUAAAAGAAGACGACAAGUUAACAUUUCAUAGGCAUCCAGUCGCUCAAAGUACUGAUUGUAUUCGCGGAAAAAUCGGGCUUACCAAAGGAUUGCAUAUUUGGGAAAUCUAUUGGCCAACACGUCAAAGAGGGACACAUGCUGUGGUUGGCGUAUCUACUUCUGAUGCGCCUUUACACUCAGUUGGAUAUCAAAGCUUGGUUGGAUCGACUGAUCAAAGUUGGGGCUGGGACUUAGGAAGAAAUAAAUUGUACCACGACUCAAAAAACUGUGCUGGGGCCACGUACCCAGCCAUAUUGAAAAACGACGAAGCUUUUUUAGUUCCAGACAAGUUCUUAGUAGCCUUAGAUAUGGACGAAGGAACAUUAAGCUUUAUUGUUGAUCAGCAGUAUCUUGGAAUUGCAUUUAAAGGCCUGAGAGGAAAAAAAUUAUAUCCAGUCGUUUCGGCAGUGUGGGGUCACUGUGAAAUAACAAUGCGCUACAUUGGUGGAUUAGAUCCUGAACCCUUGCCUCUAAUGGAUUUAUGUCGAAGAACUAUUCGGCAAAAAAUCGGCCGCGCGAAUUUGGAGGAGCGUAUUCAACAACUUCAACUUCCUUUAUCUAUGAAAACAUACUUAUUGUACAAAAACCGUAGAUAAUAGUUUUAAUAAGUAAAAUAUGAACCAAUUUUGAAUUUUGCUGUAUGUGAUGAAAACAGUAAAAACUAAUUGUGUUAGCUGGUAAUAGUAUUAGAUCAAUGUUAGUUUGUCAGUCUUCUAACAGGAAAAGUAUAGGUAUAUUAAUCUUAAAAAUACUUUUAUUUAGAUAAAAACAAAACUAUUGUAAAUUUAAGAUGCAUGAAAAUAAUAUUAUGUAUAAACUAUGACUUAUCAAUUCGUAAUAAUUGGAGAAUGUAACGUUAUUUAUGCUCAAUUCGUGGUAUAUUAAAAAAUGUUUGUAAAAAGAAUAAAACAUAAUCUGCAGUUUUUA
This is a messenger RNA of Drosophila ficusphila, 1712 nucleotides long. It is a transcript of the gene gus, whose product is annotated as protein gustavus. The transcript has 5 exons. Lineage: Eukaryota; Metazoa; Arthropoda; Insecta; Diptera; Drosophilidae. The record is from RefSeq and is a predicted model, not a curated record. Gene Ontology annotation, biological process: proteasome-mediated ubiquitin-dependent protein catabolic process. Bases 536 to 1381 code for a protein of 281 amino acids. Gene Ontology annotation, cellular component: SCF ubiquitin ligase complex. Gene Ontology annotation, molecular function: protein binding.